AUGGAACAAAUGGGAAGAAGUAUACUGGAGAAGAACAAAGUCUGCAGCCUCGAUGACGUCAGGCUGGGGUUUCAUCUCCCUCCAUUCUCGUCAGUUCCCCACCUCCACCUCCACGCUCUAGCUCCAGCCAGUAAGAUGAACUUGAAGUCUCAGCUUCGCUACGGGCAGCAGUCUUACUGGUUUAUUACAGUAGACAAAGUGCUUUCACAGCUGAAGACUCAUGGCAAAGUGAAAUGAGCAGAUGCAGGUGUAGCAACCUUGUUUGCUGCUCACAGGUUAUUUAAUUAGCAUCCAUGCACUGAGUGCACUUUACAUGACUUCUCCAGCCUGUUUGGCAUUCUGGUGCUAAUACGUUUGAAUAUUUUCCUCCAUGCCACAUGCUGACUUGGU
Messenger RNA from Pundamilia nyererei, 390 nucleotides. RefSeq names its product histidine triad nucleotide-binding protein 3-like. The coding region runs from base 1 to 237 and encodes 78 amino acids. The record is from RefSeq and is a predicted model, not a curated record. NCBI's taxonomy places the organism in Eukaryota, Metazoa, Chordata, Actinopteri, Cichliformes, Cichlidae. The transcript is spliced from 3 exons.